Oldenlandia corymbosa var. corymbosa is the source of this 1335-nucleotide messenger RNA. The record is from the annotation of a GenBank genome assembly. NCBI's taxonomy places the organism in Eukaryota, Viridiplantae, Streptophyta, Magnoliopsida, Gentianales, Rubiaceae.
AUGGAACCCAAUUCCCCAACCAUUAAGAACUCUGAAUCUCUGCAAUUCUGGAAGAAUAUGAAUGGAGCCCAGAAGAUGGUGAUGAUAACCAUGGCCGUACUCACUCUCAUUGCAGUUCUUGCUGCUGCAAUUCUCAACAAUCCCGCAUCUUCAUCUUCAUCAUCCUUUGCAGAGGAGGAUUCAAGAAAUCAUCAUCUGAAUUCAGUAAUCAAGAAAGCCUGUGCCAACACUCUGUACACUUCAUUGUGCUUCACAACCCUGUCCUCCAUUCCUUCCCCUGUUUCAUCAGACAACAACCAAACCGUUCUUAGCUUCCAUUACAUCCUCGAAUUUGCCAUCAAUCAGACCAAGAAACACGUCCUCGAAACCCAGGUCUCCAGCAUUUCUCGUUUUCAAAAUCAAAGCUGGAGUUCACAGCAGCAAAACGCAAUCAAGGAUUGUAUGGAAAUGCUUGAUCAAACUCAGUACGAACUCGAACAAGCCAUUGAGAACCUGCAUCAGUUCCCUGAAUCAGUGGGUUAUCUUCCGAGAUCAUAUGGGUAUCUCAAAGUCCUUCUUAGCGCUGCAAUGACGAACGGAUAUUCCUGCAUUGACGGGCUCUCUGAUUUGGAGGCGUUAGAUUCAGAAGCCCAGAAAGAGAUCAAGAAACACUUUCAGGUUUCGUUGAACCCAAUUUCCCAAAUGAUUAGUAAUUGCCUGGCCAUGAUCACAGAUAUGGAGAAAGUUAGGCGUCAAGAAACUAUGAAGAAUCCGAGAAUGUUGUUGAUGAAGAUUCCGGAAGAUAGAUUACUGGAUUGGAUGAGUGUUAAAGAACGAAAAAUGAUGCAAAUGAAGGGGAAACUGAGCCCAGAUGUGAUUGUAGCCUGUGAUGGAAGUGGCAAUUACAGUAAGAUUGGUGAAGCCAUUGCUUUGGCCCCAAAUUUCAGCAAGAUUAGAUAUGCCAUAGGAAUCAAAGCAGGAAUCUAUGAGGAGAAUGUGAUUAUCCCCAGAGAAAAAACGAAUCUGAUGUUAAUGGGAGAUGGGAUGAAUUCAACUAUCAUUGCUGGUUCAAGAAAUAUUGUAGAUGGCUUUUCAACUUUUGCAUCAGCUACUCUGAGUAUGUUAAAAACUUUCAUCUCCUUGAACUUUCAGUACUGUUGAGAUUCAUCAUAAUAUCAGAUGUCAAUUAGGUCGUUUUUUGGUUGAGUGCUGUUGAUUUUGUGAACUAAAAGUUGAAAGUUUUCAUUUUGGCCUCAGUUUUGCUUCCACAUGAGGAACUUAAAGAGUCCUAGUUUUCAUCUUUAUGCCAUUUUUAGUUUUUGUGUUGAAUCUUCAGUACUUUUCUUGUUAUGCUGC